AAUGUAAUAUUUUAUUUUAUCUUAACAAUACAUGUAAAGAAAUCAAUUUUUUUGAUUUUAAAAAGGAUCCUAAAAGAAUUUUUAGAGGCUUUAAAACCGCUUAUGACAUACUUUUUUCAACUUAAUUUUAAAUGGCAACACUGCCAGUUAUCUCAAAUUUACUCAGAAGUUAGUUUCUGUGUCUGGUUCUGUCAGUUGUAGCCUCUUGGCUGGUUUUUAGUUUUUGUAUGUAUAUUAUGCGUUUGUUUGAAAAGUGACGGCAAUUAUGGCAGAUAGCGUAAAAGUUACAUCUCGCUCAAAUGACAACUUUAUUAAAUCGACGCCUUCUGGACCUAGAGUUGUAAAUAUUUACAAAACCGAAACGGGUUUUGGAUUUAAUGUAAGGGGACAAGUAAGCGAAGGAGGACAAUUAAGAAGUAUUAAUGGGGAACUUUAUGCACCUCUUCAGCAUGUAAGUGCAGUUUUAGAAGGUGGUGCAGCAGAAAAGGCAGGAAUAAGAAAAGGAGAUAGGAUUUUAGAAGUGAAUAGUGUAAAUGUGGAGGGUGCAACUCAUAAGCAGGUGGUUGAUUUAAUAAAGUCAGGUGGCGAUAUUUUGUCUUUGACAGUCAUAUCUGUUACUCCUCAGGAGGCUGAAAGGCUGGAACCUAGCGAAGAUACGACGAGCUACAAUUAUAUUGAUUACAGUGAGAAACGCUCUCUGCCUAUUUCAAUUCCAGACUAUCAUUAUUUGGAAAGAGAUGGUGAAAGAUUUGCUGUUUUUAACAUUUAUAUGGCAGGGAGACAUUUAUGUUCAAGAAGAUACCGGGAAUUCUCUAACCUUCAUAGUGCAUUGAAAAAAGAAUUUGUUGGUUUUAAUUUUCCUAAACUUCCUGGAAAAUGGCCUUUUACGUUAAGUGGCCAGCAAGUAGAUCAAAGAAGACGAGGAUUGGAAUUAUAUCUUGAGAAAGUUUGUGCUGUUCGGGUGAUAGCAGAAAGUGACAUAAUGCAUCAAUUUCUUACUGACACUGAAGAUCAGCAAGGCAAUAUUUCUCCAGUUGAUCUAAAAGUUUUAUUACCUGACAGAGAAGUUAUUACAGUAACUAUAAGAAAAAAUUCGAAUGCCAACGAUGUGUAUCAGGCUGUUAUAGACAAAAUCCACAUGUCCAGUGAAGCUUCAAAAUAUUUCUAUCUGUUUGAAAUCGUCGAAUACAAUUUUGAAAGAAAACUUCAGCCCACCGAGUAUCCUCAUAGUUUGUAUAUACAAAAUUAUAGUACGGCAAGUUCUACUUGUCUCUGUAUCAGAAGGUGGUUAUUUUCACCUUCAGUUGAAAUGUCUGUGAAAGAUGACCUUGCUCUGCUUUGGUUUUUCUGGCUCGCAGUAGAUGCUGUUGACAGAGGUCAUGUAAUUACUACAGAUAGGCUAUAUCAACUCAAGGCUCUACAAGAUGCAUCCAGGAAGAAUGAAUACCUUAGUUUAGCAAGAGAAUUAGGAGGGUAUGGUGAAAUUGUUUUCCCUCAUUGUGGCUGUGAUUGCAGAAAGGAAGGUCAUGUUAUAGCUUCAGUUGGUUUUCAUUCUUUUAAAUUACAUGCCUGCAAAAUUGAUGGAACACCAGAGUCUCAAGUAAUUGAAUUUCCUUGGACUGCAAUGAAACAAUGGGAAGUUGAUGAGGAAGGAAUGUCUUUCAACUUUCAGUAUCAGAAAGGAGAAAAAAAUACUCGAUGGGUUAAAAUUUUAACACCUUACUUUACUUUCAUGUUCGACUGUUUUGAAAGGAUACAGGAGGAAAGAGAAUGGUCCGAAACUGGUGAAUGAUAAACUUCCCGGAUAUAGGCAUGGUCGAUUUAAUGUAAAUAAUAUUUGGUUAGAGUGUGUAGAAUAGACGAAAUUUUUUUCAAUUUCUUCUUUUCACACAGUGUAUAAAAGGUUCAAAAAUUGCUUCCGAGCGAAUAAAGUUUAAUGUACCAUCCAUAAAGGUAUGCUAUUAUAAAAUUAUUCUUUCUUAAGUCGUUUAUUUUAUCUUUUAUUUCUUUUUUAUUAUUUUUUUUUUUUAAACUGUACUUAAACUAAGUAAUUUCAAUUCAUUGUUGAGAUUUGUUACUUUAAUUACUGGAUAGAUAUUUUUAUAUAUCAGAUGGACUGACGGUAUUAGUUCAUGAUGUAUCUAUUUACUAUAUUUAUAUUUAAAAGAAUUAUCAUCCAUGUAUACUUUAUUUACGGUGAUAUUUGUACUUAGUAUUAUGUAGCAUAUUUGUAGAUAGGUAUUAGUGUCUCAUUUUAUUGUUGUUGUUUUUUUCUUAAUGCAUAUCUAUUGAAC
This is a messenger RNA of Nezara viridula (southern green stink bug), 2294 nucleotides long. NCBI's taxonomy places the organism in Eukaryota, Metazoa, Arthropoda, Insecta, Hemiptera, Pentatomidae. The record is from the annotation of a GenBank genome assembly.